Messenger RNA from Etheostoma cragini (Arkansas darter), 1171 nucleotides. It is a transcript of the gene trit1, whose product is annotated as tRNA isopentenyltransferase 1. Gene Ontology annotation, biological process: tRNA modification. Gene Ontology annotation, cellular component: mitochondrion. Lineage: Eukaryota; Metazoa; Chordata; Actinopteri; Perciformes; Percidae. The record is from RefSeq and is a predicted model, not a curated record. The coding region runs from base 59 to 1156 and encodes 365 amino acids. The transcript has 8 exons. Gene Ontology annotation, molecular function: tRNA dimethylallyltransferase activity.
GCUAAACACCCACUGCGCAUGCGCGUUGCCGUCAGCUGGGCGCCGCGGAAGCAGAAUCAUGGCGGCGUCCGCUGCUAGCGUGCAGUGUGCCUUAAGGAGAGCGAUGGCACCGUCGUUGGUGGUGAUUUUGGGAGCUACCGGCACCGGGAAGUCCAAGCUGGCGAUUGAGAUCGGAAGGCGGUUUCAGGGAGAAAUCAUCAGCGCCGACUCCAUGCAGGUUUACCGGGGUCUCGACAUCAUCACCAAUAAGGUGACAGCUGAGGAGCGCGCCCAGUGCCGACAUCACAUGAUCAGCUUUGUGGACCCGUUGGUGAGCAGCUACACGGUGGUGGACUUCAGAAACAAAGCGCUGGCUCUAAUAGAUGACAUGCACAGCAGAAACAGACUGCCAGUCGUCGUAGGAGGAACAAACUAUUACAUCGAGUCCCUGCUGUGGAGAGUCCUGCUGGACACAGGACAGGAGAACGAGGAGCCAGGGGACGGAGGAGAUGAAGCCCCAAAGAGGAAGCUGGAGCUGGAGAAACUGGGAGGAGCGGAGUUACAUAAACGACUGGCAGAGGUGGACCCCAAAAUGGCUGCCAUGUUGCACCCCAACGACAGACGCAAGAUAGCCAGGAGUCUUCAAAUCCACGAGGGGACAGGCGUCUGCCAUAGCCGCUGGCUGGAGGAGCAAAGGGAGCAGGAGGGUGGCGAUGGGCUGGGGGGGCCGCUGAGAUACCCAGACCCCUGCAUCUUCUGGCUGCACGCUGAAAUGGACGCUCUAGACAAGCGGUUGGAUGCUCGUGUAGAUCAGAUGUUGUCUGCCGGACUCAUAGAGGAGCUCAGGGACUUCCACGUUCGCUACAAUCAGCAGAAAGUCCAGGAUGACAGUCAGAACUAUCAACAGGGGAUUUUCCAGUCGAUCGGUUUUAAGGAGUUCCAUGACUACCUGACGGCUCCUGAAAGCAGCACUCAGCAGGAGAAGGACACGCUACGAGACAAAGGUAUAGAGGCUUUGAAGAUUGCCACGAGGCGUUACGCCCGCAAACAGAAUAAAUGGGUCCGUAACCGCUUCCUUAAACGUGAGUGCCCUCAACCCACCUCAUGCAGUAUGGCUUUGUUUUCUGUGUGUUUGGACUCCACAGUCCAGUUCCUUAGAAAUCAGCACUCUCUUUAACAAGAUGAGAUUCAU